AGCAUAUAAUAGUUAUAAUAAUAUAUUUUUUUUUACUGACAUUAACUUCUCACAGACAAACUCUCUAAGAGAUGUUAUAUAAUCGGUCAGGUUUUAUUUAGCCAAUUAAAGAUACGACACUUUAGUGACAAUUAAAUAAAGGUAACGAGCAAUGCGAAUUCGUAGGAAGGAGUUAAUUCAUCACCUCGUGCAUAUCAUCUUGAACAGACAAACUGAACGACGUCGUGAUAAACAAGAAAUAUUCGACUAGUGCACGGAAAAGAAAACGAAACUUAUUAACUGAUAAGAUAAAUCAAUCGUAUCGCUCGGAAUGCUAUAUUGAUAAAACCUUGAACUAUAAGCUUGUGACAAAAAUAUCUAUACUUUUAGUUUGUCGAUUUAUGACAAAUGCAAUCUCCGAAAAUUUGAUAAAAAUUUGUAUGCUAUUUAAAAUCAAUUUUAUUAAUUUUUGGAACAUAAGUUUUGACAUGACACUUUUCAAAUCUGUAUAAAAUGUAAUUUACGCGCAUGAUUUUAGAGAAAUAUGUGCAAUCUGCAGAGUUUAGAAAGUUAUAAUGAAUGCAUUUGGGAAAAGAGAUAUUUUAUAUUUUAUUAUGGUGAUGUAGCACAAUAACUUAUUAGACUUUUACUUUAUAGUUGCCUUAUAGUUAAUGUAUUAAUUAUUACUUAUAAAAGUAUUCCUAUUUAUCCCUAUUUGCGUGCUCGUUUAAUUUAUUUAAUUGAGUUCAGUAAUUAUUUUUUAUGAUUAAACAUAAUUAUAAUUUUUACUGCCUUAUUUAAGAUGCUUACACUCAGCAUUGGCUGAUAAGAAUCAGUCGAGUGUGUAUGAUCGCAUACAGUCAGCUGAGUGAGUUCAGAUUAUACGUAAUCUUAUAUAAGUGCCACAAGAAAUGUAGCAAUGUUUGUUCGUCGAAGACAACAUAAACUUGUAUUUCUCUCAUUGCAUGGCGCGAGAAACUUUGUUACUGCAUAUCCAAUUGUGAGAUUACGUGAUUUUUCACGGUGUGAUAUCAUUCCUGGAAUUAGAAGAGACUCGCUAGUAGCUUUUAAUUUUUUUUUUAAAUCAAGAACACUUCUGUAAAUAUGUAGUGAAAGUCAGCGAUGGAAUUCACGCAUGCGCCUACAUUCUAUGCUUUGUUCCUUUCUCUCUUGUUCGUCAUUCAAUCUUGUACAUACAUCUGUUUCAUUUAAAGGUAUGCAAGAGCGAGAGAGCGCGAUUACACAUUCAUAUAUAAAAUGUCAGGAUCGUCGACAUCGAUGCGCUUCAGUAUCAACAGCAGUAGCGUGAAUUAUGUAUAUCGCAUAUUCGCUCAUACGCCUAAUAUAUACAUCUCUGCAAGCGUCGCGUCAUUCAGUCGGAGUCUGACGUCGUCCCGCGGCAGAGACGUCUUGCCGGUUCGCUGAAUCGGCUGAAGGUCGGAGCAGGAUCUGUCAAGCGUGACUCGCUGACAGGAAGUACGGUGCAGUGCGUGUCAGCUGUACGACGCGACUCCAAUGUCUUCGUCUCGACCUGGUGAACAUUCUGCCGAUUAUCAGCGAUUCAACAAUGAGACUGGUCUGCCGCUCGACCAAGAGAUCUCCAAUGGCUCGAGUCGACAAUAUGGCUCUAUACUGUCGUCGCCUUCUUCGGAAAGUCAUGUAAGGUCUUCAUUUGACAAUGCUAAUACCACUAAUCAGCUGGAUUGUAAAUACGAAACGGGUGAAACAGGGGCCGGAAGUAUGACUGAUAAUAUAAUGUUUACUACGCGCGACGCAGCUCUCGAUGUGGACAUGCAUUGGGAAAUGAAUUAUCAUGAAGCUGCAAUAUUUUUAGAGGAAGGUAGAAAUAAUGAGAAAUUUGAUUCUCAUCCGAGACAUCCUGAGGAUUUGCCAGCAUAUCUCUUAGUCCAUAACAGUUGCUACAAUGGAUUGGAUUUAUUGACUUCAAUGAUUCUGUUAUCUCUUGCAUUUGUAGAAGAACCUGCCCUCCCACUGUUCAAAGUACCAGUAUGGGUACAUGGUUCAGUAGAAUUACUUGCCUUAAUUACUAUUGGUGUGGAAUUAGCUUUAAAGCUGAGAUGGACUGGUUGGGCUCCUAUGUUAAAACAUAAACGCACAAUGCUGAAAUGUAUCACGUUAAUUAUCAUGUUUCUCGAAGCUAUGACAAUUCUGGUACGGCAAUCCUCGCAUUUCCGCGUAACGCGUGCCCUGAGACCUAUCUUCCUAAUAGAUACGAAAUAUUGCGGAGGUGUAAGGAGAUUUAUAAGGCAGAUACUUCUCACUCUACCGCCUAUCUUAGAUAUGUUGGGUCUUCUUUUCUUGAUUAUUGUAUAUACUAUAUUAGGCUAUUACCUGUUCAGUGAAAUGAACAGGAAUUUUUCCACGUUGCAAGAUAGUUUUGUCAGUCUAUUUGUCCUUCUUACCACUGCUAACUUUCCAGAUGUAAUGAUGCCGUCGUAUUCGCAAAAUAAGUGGUACGCGAUAUACUUUGUAUCUUAUUUAUGCACUAUGUUGUACGUAAUGAUGAAUCUAAUGUUGGCGGUGGUAAACGAAACGUUCACGUCUCGUGAACGCGACAAGUUUAAGAAACUGUUCCUGCAUAAGAGAAAAGCAUGUCAACACGCAUUUAAGCUCUUGGUUUCCAAACAGGAUCCCGACAAAAUGCGAUUCCGUCAGUUUGAAGGUUUAAUGCGCUAUUACACUCCAAACAAAUCCACACGAGACAUUGUUUUAAUGUUUUGCUAUAUGAAUGCAUCUGGUAGCGGCGCCUUAAAUUCUGAGGAAUUUCUGUCAAUUUAUGAUGCUACAACACUUCAAUGGGAUUUGCAAUACUCUAAUAUACCGUGGUACCGAGCCACGAGGUGGUGGCCCCUGCAGAUGUUGUGCACAGGCGCCCAUACUGUUAUCAAAUGGCCCUACUUCGAAACGUUGGUGUGUGUUAUUAUUACCGGCAAUUGUAUUGCCAUGAUUAUAAGAAUCUUAGAACCGAGUAGCAGUCUUGAGGAAUCUGCACAUGGGUUUGCUGCCUGUUGGGAUACUUUAUUAUUUGGGGGACUUUUUGUGGCUGAAGCACUGGCGAAAGUAUUAGCUCUCGGUAUCAGAUGUUACCUGAGCUCAGGAUGGAAUCUCUUUGACUUGGGAACAUCAAUAAUGACUCUUGUUGCCGCGUGCGGUCUUAUUUUAUUUCCUUCCGUUACAUUCCUGGUCAUGUUCCGGCCGCUCAGAACGUUGAGAUUAUUCAAGAUAAAGAAACGCUACAGAGAUGUUUUCGGCACCCUCGUGAUUCUGUCUCCCCUGAUGUGUUCGACAGCGAUCGUUAUGUUGGUUUUGUACUACUUCUUUGCGAUUAUCGGGAUGGAGCUGUUUGCCGGAUAUGAUAUGCGGAAUUGCUGCAAGAAUACAACCGUCGAAGAUUUCUAUGAGUACUCUAUCAAUGGUAGUUCAGCAUUGGGAUAUUACUAUCUUAAUACUUUUGAUAAUCUUUUAGCAAGCGGCAUGACACUCUUCGAAUUAACAGUUGUUAAUAAUUGGUUUAUACAAAUGAACGCAUAUGCAUUUACCGCUGGCAUGUAUACAAGGAUAUACUUUAUGAUAUUUUAUCUAGUGACAAUGAUCGUAUUGACUAUCGUAGUAUCCAGUUUCUUGGAAGCUUUUCGAUUUAGAAUACAAUAUAAAAAAUCGACUUCAAAACACGACGAAGAAAAAAUGCUCCACGAGGAAGUAGAAUUAAAGUGGAACGAGUUGCAAUGCAUAAUUGAAGAUUUUCAAACUUUGGAAAAUCUGCGCAACUCUUUGGUCGUUGGAGGAAGCACCUUGUUUAUCGGAUCGCGACCGCGAACGCGAGAAGUUCUACAGAGAAAGAUGUAUACUCAUGAGAUAAACGAGUGGAUAGCCGAAGUGAAGUCGGAGGAAAAGCAACUGGUACCUAAUGUAACGCGCAACACGGAAGAACCAAGUGGUGAUAGCACCUCCGACACAGACCAUCUUGUAAUGAAUGGCAAUUUAUGCCGUUCAAUAGAACAAUAGUAAAUUUAUCCAGGUAAAAGUAAAAGUAGCGACGUGACUUUAGAUCAUAUUUUGAAAUUUAAUUUCUAAUGUUUGCUCUUACAUUAGUAUAAAUACAUUUACUGUAUAAAGUAACUCACUUUAACAAUAAUUUAACAUUAACACAAAUAUUGCAAUUUUUGACAAUAGGAAAAGAUAAUGUAUUACGCAUUGGAUAAAAAAUCUUUUCUUAACUAUUAAUAGAAUUCUAAUAGAUACGAUUAAUUAUCAUCAGAUUUUAAUUUAAAUAAAUAUAACUUUUUAUAUAUAUUUUGAUAAUGCAAACUAGUCGUGUGAACAUUAUAAUUUUGUUCUACUUAAGAAACAAUUAUUGUGAUGACCUCAACUUGUGUUGAUACAAAUUAUAGUUUCAAACAGAACGAAUAAUUUAUGAAGUAGAUGUAAAUAUACUUUGAUACUCUGAUUAUUAUAUCUAGAUACAUCGUAAAACGCAAUACUCGCACUUUAGAUCAAAGUCAUUUUCAUAUCAUUUUGACACAGAAGAUAGUGUUAUUUUUGUUGAUUUUUAUAAACAUUUUAUUCGCAGUGUUGAUUAUUAUAAUUUUAAUUCAAUUAAAAAUUACAUAUAAUUACUAGAGCUUGAGCUGAAUCCGAAGCAGGAUGAUAUUUAUGCUUCUAUUUGUUAUUUUUUAUGAAUUUGGACGAAAAAUUUCUAUUUCUCCAAAAAUCCAAAUAUAAACGAAAUGAAGAGAAUAUUUUUUCCUCUCGGAUCGGUUCUUGUGUAUCGCGCAAAUCAAUAACGAUAAUUUACAAGUAUUUAUAUAUAUAGACAUCCGAUAUAUAUAUAUAUAUCAACAAUAUAUAUUGUUAUAUAUUAUAUUAGCGCGAAAGAAUAUUUCAUAGUUAUCUUCCCAUCUAUGAUGUAAUAAUUUGUAUAUAUAUUUAAUAGAUACAUGCUUUAUUUUAGAUUUAUCUUAUUGAUACAUGCUUUAUUAUUUAAUAUAUAGAGUUAUUAUAAAAUUCUCUAUUCUUCUUUCCUCCCAUUUAUAAUAUCAUUAUCAAUAAGAUUUAUAUUAUUGAUUUAUCUUAUUUGAUUCUAUAUGAAAAAAGAAUAGAGAAUUUCAUAAUAACUCAAUAUCUAUUUAUAUUAUGUUGUAUCCUAAUACUAAUUCUGUAUUUUACGUUCAAUCGUCACUCCAUUGCCACCCAAGCUAGUUGAUAUGACAUGGUAUGACUGUCUUAAUUUUCAUAGAAAACCGUAUCAAUUAUGUUUUCAGUAUUCGGUAAUAAGAUAUAUGCGUAUCCACCUCCACCAGCACCUGUGAGUUUUCCAGCUAAUAAAUUAUUUUGUGCAAUUGAGCAAAUGUUAUUCAGGGCAGGAUGUGAUACAUCUAAUGUACUAAGUAAUCCUUGGUUAAUGUUGAUGAGAGACUGCAAAACAUAUGAAUAUAUAUUAAACAGAAUGAUUAUUAUAUAAUUUUCAGCGAAUAAUUAUAUACAUGAAUCUUUUGUACAAGAAAAACGCACAUAAUUACGUUGAAAUAUGUAACAAAAUAUAUUUAAGUUAAUAUUGAA
Molecule: messenger RNA, 5559 nt
Organism: Nylanderia fulva
Lineage: Eukaryota; Metazoa; Arthropoda; Insecta; Hymenoptera; Formicidae
Gene: Tpcn1
Product: two pore segment channel 1
Biological process (GO): monoatomic ion transport; transmembrane transport
Cellular component (GO): endosome membrane; lysosomal membrane
Molecular function (GO): monoatomic ion channel activity; voltage-gated channel activity
Source: RefSeq, a predicted model, not a curated record